Molecule: messenger RNA, 2091 nt
Organism: Penicillium chermesinum
Lineage: Eukaryota; Fungi; Ascomycota; Eurotiomycetes; Eurotiales; Aspergillaceae
Product: type I polyketide synthase
Exons: 4
Coding region: 1-2091 (696 amino acids)
Biological process (GO): secondary metabolite biosynthetic process; fatty acid biosynthetic process
Molecular function (GO): 3-oxoacyl-[acyl-carrier-protein] synthase activity; fatty acid synthase activity
Source: RefSeq, a predicted model, not a curated record
AUGCGUCUUCAACCACCGUCGGGGUCCGGUACGCCGGUCCCAGGAAAUGAAAAUACACCAAAGGAAAACACUGCCACUCCGCCAGAGCGUCUGGCCAUUAUCGGUAUGGCAUGCCGGCUGCCAGGCGACGUAUCGACACCAGAAGAUCUUUGGAAUCUAUGCGCAAGAGGUAAAAGUACUUGGUCCGAGGUACCAAAAAGUCGAUUCAACGCCGAAGCAUUCUACCACCCGAAUCCAGACCGACCAGGCGCGUUCAAUCCGAAAGGAGCGCAUUUCCUGAACGAAGACGUGGGCUUAUUCGAUGCACCGUUCUUCAAUAUCACGCUGCAGGAGGCGCGCUCGCUCGACCCCCAGCAACGUAUCAUGCUCGAGUGUGUAUACGAAGCGCUUGAGAAUGCCGGGAUUCCGACUCAAUCGAUUGCCGGUAGUAACGUGGGUGUCUUCGCAGGGAGCUCGUAUCCUGAUUACGAUUUAAACAACAAUAUCGAUGCUGAGUCUAUUCCGAUGUAUGCGGCGACUGGAAUGGCGACUGCGUUGCAAUCGAACCGCAUCUCAUACUAUUUUGACCUUCACGGCCCUAGUGUGACCAUCGACACGGCUUGCUCUUCCAGCUUGGCUGCUUUACACUUGGCGAGCCAAAGUAUCCGGAGUGGCGAAUGUUCUAUUGCGAUUGUUGGUGGAUGUCAUUUGAACCUUCUUCCAGAGCCGUUUAUUUCCAUGGCACGCCAGAGACUGCUAGCCGAUAGUGGAAAAUCAUACGCAUUCGAUGAAAGGGCAACCGGGUUCGGUCGUGGCGAAGGCGCAGGAUGCAUCAUAUUAAAGUCUUUGAGUGAUGCACAGGCCGCCAACGAUACCAUUCGAUCCGUGAUUGUCAACAGUGGCGUGAACCAAGACGGCCGCACAAGAGGUAUCUCCAUGCCCAACAGCGAUGCGCAGGAGAAAUUAAUGCGCGAGGUCUAUAGGACUGCGGGCAUUGAUCCAUCGCAGACUGGUUAUGUCGAGGCCCAUGGCACCGGUACCAAAGUUGGAGAUCCUCUUGAGGCUAAGGCGCUAAAUGCGGUGUUUGGCGAGGGCCGUACUGCGAAGCAGCCUCUGUUGGUCGGCUCUUUGAAAUCCAAUGUUGGCCACUUGGAAGGCUCGAGUGGUGUUGUGUCUGUCAUUAAAACAGCUUUGAUGCUCGAGCGGGGCUUCGUUCUGCCGAAUUGCAACUUCUCCAAGGCCAAUGAAGAGAUCCCCAUGGAUAAGUGGUGCAUGAAGGUCCCUAAGAAAUUAUUGCCUUGGCCUCGGGGCAAAACUUACGCCAGCGUGAACAACUUCGGUUUUGGCGGGACCAACGCCCAUGUCGUUCUAGAGCGUGCCCCUAUCAAGCAAGAUGACGGAGAUCAUAACGCAGAGGAAAUGAAACGUCGGGUGUACAUUCUUUCUGGAUUCGACAAGAGAGCAGCGUCAGAAAUGACGAAUGGUGUAUUGAAAUACUUGCACCUGAACCCGCCUGCUCUCCUCGAUACCGUAACCGACGAUAUCGCAUAUACUUUGGGUCAACGCCGCAGUGCCCUGCCUUGGCGUGUUGCUGUGACUGGGUCUUUUUAUCCCGAGCUGGUCGAAAAUCUUUCUCAUUCCGAGCCUGUUCGUGCGGGCCGUGAGCCGACGGUGGGCUUUGUCUUUACUGGCCAAGGUGCCCAGUGGCAUGGAAUGGGCAAAGAGUUGCUAGACAGAUACCCAAUCUUUCAAACCACCAUGGAGAGGGUUGAUACCAGUCUGAGAGGGCUGGGCGCUCAAUUUUCCAUCAUUGGUCAGUAUAACCACUUUGUUCGCAAGGGACCGGAAACUGAUUUUCUCUUUCUAGAUGAGCUUCGCUUGGAGAACUCCGAGGAGAGUUCAAUCUCUGCCGCAUAUAUGAGCCAGCCAGCCUGUACAGCAGUUCAACUGGCACUUGUCGAUCUUCUGUCGUCAUGGGGUGUGCAUCCGAAAUCUGUGGUUGGGCAUUCAAGUGGUGAGAUUGCUGCAGCAUAUGCGGCUGGAAUUUUGACGCUUGAUGAGUGUCGGUUGGCGCCAACGCCGGAGAGAUCCAGCAAAUCCUCGAUGCCAUGA